Liolophura sinensis is the source of this 3858-nucleotide messenger RNA. Its product is annotated as glutamine-dependent NAD(+) synthetase-like. The transcript is spliced from 19 exons. The record is from RefSeq and is a predicted model, not a curated record. Gene Ontology annotation, biological process: NAD+ biosynthetic process. Bases 29 to 2398 code for a protein of 789 amino acids. Gene Ontology annotation, molecular function: glutaminase activity; NAD+ synthase (glutamine-hydrolyzing) activity; ATP binding. Gene Ontology annotation, cellular component: cytoplasm. Lineage: Eukaryota; Metazoa; Mollusca; Polyplacophora; Chitonida; Chitonidae.
CUCUGUAUCGUAGGGCUUCAUAUGGAAGAUGGGGCGCAAAGUAACAUUGGCAACAUGUUCCCUGAACCAGUGGGCAAUGGAUUUUGAAGGGAACAUGACAAGGAUUUUAGAGAGUUUCCGCCAGGCGAAGGCGAAGGGUGCUACUUACAGGUUGGGCCCAGAACUCGAGAUUACAGGCUAUGGCUGUGCUGACCAUUUUUUGGAGAAUGACACGUUCCUACACUCUUUUCAAGUCCUGGCAGAACUGCUUAAUCACAACUCUUGUCAGGAUAUCCUUGCAGAUGUGGGCAUGCCAGUGAUGCACAAGAAUGUGGCUUAUAACUGCAGAGUGUACUUCUACAACAAAAAGAUCCUGCUGAUCCGUCCAAAGACUACUCUAUGUGAUGAUGGAAAUUAUCGGGAAACCCGCUGGUUUUCAUGCUGGGCCAAAAAACAACAGACAGAGGAGUAUUUUUUACCUGGUAUUAUUAGAGACAUAACUGGUCAGAGGUCGGUGCCAUUUGGUGACGGGGUAGUGUCAACUCUGGAUACAUGUAUAGGCAGUGAGAUGUGUGAGGAGCUGUGGGCAGCUUCUAGUAACCACGUUGCCAUGGGACUAGAUGGGGUGGAGAUUAUAACCAACGGCAGCGGGAGUCACCACGAGCUGAGGAAGGCUUACACUCGUGUAGAUCUCAUCACCUCAGCCACCAUGAAGUCUGGUGGCAUCUACCUGUUUGCUAACCAGAUUGGAUGUGAUGGAGACAGACUGUACUACGACGGAUGUGCAAUGAUUGCAAUCAACGGGGACAUUGUUGUCCAAGGACCACAAUUCUCUCUCAGAGAAGUGGUUGUGCUGACUGCGUGCUUGGACCUGGAGGAUGUGCGAGCAUACAGACAUUCCAUCAGAAGUCGCUGUCUACAUGGUUCCAUGGCCCCAGCGUAUCCCAGAGUUCAGUGUGAUGUAGCCUUGUGCAGCCCAGCUGAUGACAUGGGGCUGCCUGUGUACUCCCCUAUACAAUGGCAGUACCACACCGCUGAAGAAGAGAUCAGUUUAGGUCCUGCCUGCUGGCUGUGGGACUACCUGAGGAGGAGUGGGCAGGGAGGGUAUUUCUUACCCCUCAGUGGGGGCAUUGACAGCUCGUCCACAGCCUGUGUUGUGUUCUCCAUGUGCCGCCUAGUCUGUCAGGCAGUACGAGAAGAGGAUAGAAGUGUUUUGGAGGAUAUACGUCGUGUGGUAGGAGACAAGACGUACACCCCUACAGACCCCCAGGAACUGUGUGGCCGUCUGUUCACAACAUGCUACAUGGGCUCAGAAAACAGCUCUCAGGAAACCAAGACUAGGGCUACAAACCUGGCCCAGCAGAUUGGCAGUUAUCACCUCAACAUUUGCAUAGACGUUGCUGUCGCAGCCACUCUCAGUAUUUUUACCACUGCCAUGAAGUGCAUGCCAAAGUUUAAAGCAAAGGGAGGAACCCUACGAGAAAAUUUAGCAAUGCAAAAUGUUCAGGCCCGUCUGAGGAUGGUACUGGCCUACCUGUUUGCACAGCUGGUGUUAUGGGCACGAGGUCGCUCAGGGGGACUUCUUGUGCUGGGAUCGGCUAAUGUUGAUGAAAGCCUGCGUGGGUACAUGACAAAGUACGACUGUUCUAGCGCAGAUGUCAACCCCAUAGGAGGUAUCAGUAAAACAGAUCUGCGAAGCUUUAUCAAGUUUUGUUCCAAGAAGUUUGGACUGACAGCUUUAGAAGGGAUUUACGCUGCCCAGCCCACAGCAGAGCUGGAACCUCUAGUGGAAGGGCAGAUAGCACAGACAGAUGAGGAAGACAUGGGCAUGACGUAUGAGGAACUUUCCCAAUAUGGUAAACUGAGACGGCCUUUCAGAUGUGGGCCGUACAGUAUGUUCUGUAAGUUAGUCCAUGCUUGGAGAGAUCGGAUGACUCCAUAUCAGGUUGCAGAUAAGGUGAAGCACUUCUUCAGAUGGUAUUCCAUUAACCGCCACAAAAUGACAGUGCUGACGCCAGCCUAUCAUGCGGAGACGUAUGGCCCAGAUGACAACAGACAUGACCACAGGCAGUUCCUCUAUAACGCCAAAUGGCCCUGGCAGUUUAAAGCCAUAGACAGUCAGGCACAGAAAAUGUCAGAACAGUCUAUAACAGCAAAGAAUCGAGCUCUUCCCACCAGCCACACAGCCUCACAGAAAGGUGCCUUUGGAGGCAGUAGAUCUGGAGACCAAAGCAACAGUAACUUCUCCAACUCUAAUGGACCCAACGCCAGCGGAGUCCUUGUUCCCAUGGCUUUGGGGAGGUCACAAGGUCAGCUCAUGGACACUGAAGUGGGGGACAUUGAAAUGACUAUUAAAGAAAAAGUGGCUCGAAUUGUUAAUGAAGAGAGAUUGUAUACUCAUAUGAAAUUCCUAAAGUGACCUACCUUUGUAUAUGUAUCUCAGUGCCCAUGUUUUCUUUGAGGAUAAGGUAGGUUUCUUAAUAUGUUUAACAAAAAGAAAGGGAAACUUCCAUUCAAAAAGAUGCAUGAAAAGGAACUUUUGAGGCAGAUCAUUACACACAUUUGCUGACCUGUUAGUAUGGCCUUAUCAGUUUUGUAUCGGCUGUAAUUUUGUAAAGAUAUAUUAAAGCUGACAAACUGGACUAUUGUGGCUAUUAUUGUGUUAAAAUGAUUCUAAAGUUACAGUGCGACCCACAUUGUGAAUCCUUUUAGUGAUUUUGAAUGGUAACACAAGGCACAGACAGAGCUGAUGUUUUGUGAAAGGCAAUUAUUUGGGCUUAUCUAAAAUAACAAGGAAAAAGUAAGUUGGAUUUAUACUAAUUAAGAUUUGCCAAAAUUUGUUAUAUAUAAAACUAAUGGACCAAACUUAACAAAGUCUAUUUAAAGGAAAAGACUACUCAAGAUAUUCAUAUAUGUAUUAUUAUUUAAAAAAAACACGUGGUUUGCUGUUUAUUGAAAUCUGAUCUCCAUAUCAUCAGGAUUGGGAUCACAGUUGUUUGUUUUUUCUUUGGCUAAUAUACUAUGCAAAAGAGAGGGAUGCAAUCAUCAUGCAGUUUUCAGUUUUGAACAGGAUAAACUCUCUGAGAGUUAAAGCCCAUCCGCCAUAAACCACCAGAAUAAUGUUUGACGCCCCAACUUUCCAAGAUAUAACGUUUGAUAGCAUCUACCUCACGUGUGAUAUUCGUUUGUUGGAAGUGUGAACUUCGUCCUUAUUUUAUGGAAGACAGUCAGACGUAGUUGUUAUUAAUGAUUUAUUUCCUUUUGAACAUUAGAUUUUAAUGACUGGUCAACUUUUCAGACUUGUUCAUCCACUCAUUUGACAGUUCAUCUAUAUAUCCACAUUGUACAGGUAUAUGGCCUUCAGUAUUUUGACUGUCGCCUUACUAAAGUGCUAUCUACUAAACUACAGGUUAAUCUGAACCAAAUUUGUUUUGAACUUUGAACUGCAGUUACCCGACCAUGAGAGUUCUGUUCAUCUUAAAAGGAUGUUUGAAUGUUUGUUUGGAAAGUAGGAUGACAUCCUAGUGAAAAAAACAGUAAUCUGUUAUGACUUUUAUUUGCAUCUAGAAAUAUUUCUUAGGCUGAUUCUGGAUUUUUAAGAGGAUAUAUACGUAUGUAAAGGUGGCACGGUCUGAUUUUAAAUAAUCUUUCAAAUAAUGUGCGUUGACAAAUGACAGUGUGUUGUGAUGGUGGUGGGUUUGUCUCUUUGGGGUGGGGGAGGGGUGUUGUGUUAUUCUGAAUGUUCUAAUAACUCUGCAGUAAUGUUGGCUGCAAUAUUUUGUUCAAGUCUGUUCAUAUUGAUCUCUGCCAUCGUUCUGGUUCAGCGUUAAUCAAAUGACUUUUAUAAAGAUUAAAUUAUGCAUUUUUUCAAAUUGGAUA